AUGGGGAACAUGGGAAGCAGGUUUCAGUCCUCCAAGGUACCAGAGGAAAGCGGCGAAAGCAGCCGCAAACAUCAGUGCGAAUGGAAGAGGAAACGAAAUACGCAGUGCGACUGUGAAGAUGAGAAGGAGGACGACGACGCCGUUCUCGAUACGCCACGGAGGCAAAAACUGAAAAGCACCUCCAAUUAUAUUUAUCAAACAUUGUUUCUCAAUGGAGAAAACAGCGACAUUCGCAUCAGCGCGCUGGGACAAGAGUGGAACCUUCAUAAAUUAUACCUCUGCCAGUCAGGGUAUUUUUCCAGUAUGUUUAGCGGCUCUUGGAAGGAGUCUAAUAUGAUAGAAAUCAACCUGGAGAUACCUGACCAGAACAUUGACAUAGAAGCUCUGCAUGUCGUCUUUGGAUCCUUGUACCGUGAUGACGUUCUCAUCAAGCCCAGUGGGGUUGUCAGUAUCCUUGCAGCUGCUUGCAUGCUACAGCUGGAUCCUUUGAUACAACAGUGCGGCGAGACGAUGAAGGAAAACAUCAGCUCUAAGACUGUGUGUGGCUACUAUGCUUCCUCUUGCAUCUACGGCUUGGAUUCCGUCAUGAAAAAAUGUCUGGAAUGGCUUCUAAACAACCUCAUGACACACCAAAAUGUGGAGUUGAUGAAAGAAAUUGGAACAGAGUUGAUGGAGCAGCUCAUCCAGUCAUCUGAUCUGUUUGUCAUGCAGGUAGAGAUGGAUGUCUACACUGCUCUAAAGAAGUGGAUGUUCCUCCAGCUCGACCCCUUGUGGGACGGACCCAUCAAGCAGCUUCUGUCCGAUGCCGACGCCUGGCUAUGCAAGCGGAGGACAGACUUGUGUGAGAGGGAGCCCUUCCUAAACACUGAGGAAGGUGCCCCUUUUGCCCGCGUGUUCAAACACGUGCGCCUCCAAUUUAUCGUCAACGACCUCGCUUCCGCACGCAUUUUGGAGAAGGACAACAUUUUACCUUCUGAUUGGUUGUUAGCCGUAUACAAGACACAGUGGUUCGCCAUGUUGCGGACAGAAUUUGACAAUGAUAAUGGCCCUCAGGAAACCAACAAAGAAGAAUUUGAGUUGAGCAGUAUGAGAUGUGGCAGAAAACUGACCAAAGAUGGAGAUUACUGUUGGCGAUGGACAGGUUUCAACUUUGGUUUUGACCUGCUGGUAACCUACACCAACCGCUUCAUCAUCUUCAAAAGGAACACAUUAAGUCAACCAUGUGGGGGCGCUGUGAGCCUGCAACCACGGAGACAUCUGGCGUACAGGUUACGCUUGGCCUCCUUUGACAAUCUUGGCAAGCUGAUGUGUAGCCGCUCUACCGGUUAUCAGCUUCUCACACUUGAGAAGGACCAGGAGUAUGUAGUCAUGAACCUCGACAGCCGCCUGCUGUCCUUCCCGCUCUACGUGUGCUGCAACUUCAUGUACACGUCGCCGUACGCGGACCAGCGCCAGGAGGCAUCGGAGCACGAGGGAAGCGGCCGCUGCAUUUCCUGA
Messenger RNA from Nerophis lumbriciformis (worm pipefish), 1497 nucleotides. NCBI's taxonomy places the organism in Eukaryota, Metazoa, Chordata, Actinopteri, Syngnathiformes, Syngnathidae. The record is from RefSeq and is a predicted model, not a curated record.